This is a messenger RNA of Parnassius apollo (apollo), 549 nucleotides long. Lineage: Eukaryota; Metazoa; Arthropoda; Insecta; Lepidoptera; Papilionidae. The record is from the annotation of a GenBank genome assembly.
AUGGAUGACUUAUUCGAAAAAGGAAUCUAUGCAGUUGGUACUGUCCGAAGCGACAGGAAAGAUCUUCCUAGUAUCUUAAAAAAAGUUCAGCCGAAGAGUUUGCGGUUAGAGAAACAGCAAUUUGCUGCAAUCACUGCUGGUACAAUUACUGCGAUAAAAUGGCAUGAUACCAGAGACGUGUCUGUUCUGACUACCGCUCACCAAGAGCGUGCCGUAGUAUUUGUGAAAAGGACACAGAAAGACUGCUCGAGGCAAAAUAUUCCCUGCCCUGAGGCUAUUGCUGAUUACACCCUUACCAUGGGUGGUGUGGAUCACUUUGAUCACUUCCGAUCUUCUUAUCCAAUAGAUCGAAAAUCACGGAAGUACUGGAUGCGAUUAUUUAUUUUUAUGUAUGAUUCGGCAAUCAUCAAUGCAUACAUAGCAUUUAAUACAGCUCAUGUAGUAAAUACCCAUUCACAUAGAAAUUUCCGCUUGAAAUUAGCUCGCAGUAUGUUAGAUAACUUUACAAAGAAGAAGAAUAAGCCAAUAGUGUUCAAGAACAAGAGGUAA